AUGGCCGCAGCUAUCUGUAAGAUUGGCGAGUCUUUCACAGGAAGGCUAGGGAUUUAUACGCUCACGAAGCAGCUGCAGGAAUGUGUCUGGCUUGGAAGCAGCAACCAGAACCAAGAACCCAUCAUUUUCAACGCUGUUCGGCACUUCCGUCUCCAGAACGAGCGCGACGUACUACUACGUUUCCAACACCGCACCCCAUCUAUACGACCUCUACUUGAUGAGAUUGAAAACCCCCAAGCGCUCAUCCUCAAGUAUUUGGACGACGAUUUACUCCACGCUUCGCACACCAAGGGACUUAACAGACUGGAACUCAAAUAUGUUGCUAGACACGUUCUGGAGGCAUUGGACCGGCUUCAUUCCGAUGGUUUCGUUCACACAGGUGAUAUCAAGCCGAGCAAUGUGCUAGUAAAUAAUGUGAAGGAUGGGACGAUCCGCUUCAAAGACGUGCAAGUUGGCGACUUUGGGAGCACAGUCUCGCAAGACUCCCCAUAUGCCCUUAAUGGAGACCCCAUUGGGACGCCGAUGUUUCGAAGCCCCGAGGCACACAUACAAAUGAGGUGGGGCACGGCGACUGAUAUUUGGUCAUUUGGAGCGAUGUUGAUAAGCCUCAUGUACGGUGGAGGUUUUCACAUAUUCAAACCUGAUGUGCCUGCUGAUCAUGACGAAUACGACAUUAAGAUCCUUAUGAAACACCAUCAGUGCUUCGGGCCAUUCCCUAUAUCGUACGAGGAGAUUGCCAAUCAGGAUCAACUGGCGGCUUUGACGUGGGUAAUGGACAACUGCCCCAAAACAACCUUGAAGCCUUUCCGUUUCACUACCGAACGGGAAAUUUCCAGGGAGGACAGAAUGUUCAUUUACAAGAUUAUGAAAAUGGAUCCAAGAGAUAGACCAAGCGCAAGAGAGCUUUUGACGGACGCUUGGUUGUCCGAAGACUAUCUAGUAGACUUUUCCCUCCCCAGUGUAUACUGUCCCCUGCCAAUAAGCCCACCACCAACUCAACAUCGAAAACCAAAGUAA
Neoarthrinium moseri is the source of this 1017-nucleotide messenger RNA. RefSeq lists its product as uncharacterized. NCBI's taxonomy places the organism in Eukaryota, Fungi, Ascomycota, Sordariomycetes, Amphisphaeriales, Apiosporaceae. The coding region runs from base 1 to 1017 and encodes 338 amino acids. Gene Ontology annotation, molecular function: ATP binding; MAP kinase activity. The transcript has 4 exons. The record is from RefSeq and is a predicted model, not a curated record. Gene Ontology annotation, biological process: protein phosphorylation; intracellular signal transduction. Gene Ontology annotation, cellular component: cytoplasm; nucleus.